Messenger RNA from Aplosporella prunicola CBS 121167, 1413 nucleotides. RefSeq lists its product as uncharacterized. The transcript has 2 exons. Lineage: Eukaryota; Fungi; Ascomycota; Dothideomycetes; Botryosphaeriales; Aplosporellaceae. The coding region runs from base 59 to 1075 and encodes 338 amino acids. The record is from RefSeq and is a predicted model, not a curated record.
GCAUCGGCAUCACCACCUCAGUCUUCAAUGGCAGCUCGCUCGCCGUCGUCUCGAGGGCAUGACAGCACAGCAAAGGCCUAGUGGCCGCCGCGGGCCGUCAAUGCAAUGGAGCAGGCUCAAGCCGGGCCCGUCGGACCCGCUGGAAGCGUACGGGCUGCCGUCCAAGGGAGAGACCAGACUCAAUGACUUCCGCACCCAAGAAACCUACUACAACAAGAUCGUCGAGCGGUACAUGAAGUUCUGCGCCGCGUCGGGCGGCGGCGACAAGCUCGACGCGCAGUUCGCAGCCAUGUCCCUCGCCGCGCCAGCUGCCUCAAACGAGAAGCCGGCGCCCGCAAAGCCCAAAGCGGCGACUGGACUUGCGGCCUCGAAGUACGCGACGACGACGACGCCAGCAGCAUCAGCGUCAGCACCAGCAUCACAGCCCGCGCCCUCGUCUUCCACCUCCGCAUCGGCCUCGGCCAAGCCUGCGUCCGCCGAGCUCGCGACCAUACUCGCCGCGAUGCGCAAGCUGCGCGAGGCCAUCACCGCAUCCCACCGCACCGACCGCUUCGCGCAGCGCGCGUACAUCUUCCUCAUCCACGCCGCAAUCCUGACCAAAGCGUGGGAGGCGUACCUGCCGGCGCUGCUGUACCUGCUGCAGGACAUACACGGGCGCACGCCCAUGGCCAGCUCAGAGUUCAACGAGUUUGCGGGCUACCACAUCCUCGACCUCGCGUGUCGGCAGGGCGACCUGGCUGCGGCGUUUGAGCGCAAGAGCAAGGUCGGCUAUGGCUUUGUGGAUCCGACGGGCCGCGUGGAGCGCUUGUUGAGGGCCCUAGUGCUGGAUGAUUGGGUCGGGUUUUGGCGCGUCGAGAGGCUGGUCGAUGGCUAUCAGAAGCGCAUUAUGGAGUUUAAGGAGGAGGACGUGCGGCUGCAUGCCUUGAAGUGUAUUGGGCGGAGCUAUCUUGGUGCCGAGAAAUCGUUUGUGGAGAGGAGUGCGGGCACGGACUGGGACGAGCUUGUUAAGAGCGGUGUUGGUUGGGAGUUGACAGAGGGGAAUAGGAUCGUCAUUCGGAGACCGAAGGCCAAGUAAGUCAUUGGGGGCCACUUUGCUGGCUAGGCCGUUGCCAUGUGCGCGAGAGAGGACCGAUACGCCAGAGAGUAGUCUUGGGCUGGCUGGUGAUAAGGUCUGUAUGGUAUCGCUUUUGUUGGUCAUGCAGCAAGGAGAGCCAACCAACCUUCCCGUUUCACAAGAAAGAUGGACUAAACGUGAGCAUGCAAACAGAAUAGAGACUAGAUCAGCGAUGCACAUUGAUACCCGACGCUUGUAUACAGAGCGCAGAUGAGAAUGCUAUUCGAUCAUCAACAUAGGGUCAACAUAACCAUCCUUGUUAACAUACAGCACCUUAAAAAAGAGUAAGAAUUGAACCC